Oryza sativa Japonica Group (Japanese rice) is the source of this 1333-nucleotide messenger RNA. Its product is annotated as LOB domain-containing protein 40. Gene Ontology annotation, biological process: regulation of gene expression. The record is from RefSeq and is a predicted model, not a curated record. Lineage: Eukaryota; Viridiplantae; Streptophyta; Magnoliopsida; Poales; Poaceae.
ACCUCUCCGCCCACACACCCACCACCAUUUCCUCCUCCUUCUUCUACCUCUAGCUCGGCAUUGCUAGCUCGAUCUCACCGGUCGUCGUCUCCGGCGAGCCGCGCGGGUUAGUUUGCGAGGAUCAUGCGGAUGAGCUGCAACGGGUGCCGCGUGCUGCGCAAGGGGUGCAGCGACAACUGCGCCAUCCGCCCCUGCCUGCAGUGGAUUCGCAGCCCCGAUGCGCAGGCCAACGCCACCGUCUUCCUCGCCAAGUUCUACGGCCGCGCCGGCCUCAUCAACCUCAUCACCGCCGGCCCCGAGCACGUCCGUCCUGCCAUAUUCCGGUCGCUGCUGUACGAGGCUUGCGGGCGGAUGCUGAACCCGGUGUACGGAUCCGUCGGCCUCCUCUGGUCGGGGAACUGGCAGCUUUGCCAGUCCGCCGUCGAGUCCGUCCUCCGCGGCAUGCCCAUCGCGCAGCCGCCGCCGUCCGCCACCGCCGUGCCCCCGCUCCCCACCUGCGACAUCCGCCACGUCGGCGCCAGGAGAGGCGACGUCCAUGGCGCCGCGGCCGGCCCGGUUGCCGACCUCCACCGGCUUGACAUCAGCUCGCGCGCCAAGUUCAAGAGGCCCGGCGGCGGCGCCGCCGCCGCCCACAGGUCCGACCAUGCCGCCUUCGAGCUCGUCUUCUCCAAGCCCGCCGCCGCCAUGGCCGUCGAUGUGAUAAGGCAGGCGCAGCCGCUCAACUGGGCGCCCGGGGCGCUCAGCCACGAGUCGGCGAGCCACGACGCCGCGCCGCCGGAGAGCGAGGGCCACAGCAACGACACGGCCGACACCGUGGACGGCUCCCACGUCAGCCAGUCGGAGCCGGAGCCGAGAGCGACGUCGGCGGCGACCGAGGUGCACGACGCCGGCCUAGACCUCACAUUAGGUCUACCGCCGCCGCCGCCGCCGGUGCAAAAGACCGAGCCGGCGGACAGCGACGGCGGCAGCCAGCAGCAACACGAUCAUCGGAAGGAGAAGCCGGUGGAGCUCGGCUUGGCGAUCUCAACUAAAGUAGCAGCUCAAUGACCGAUCAAUAUAUACCUAAAUAUUUGUGAUCAAAUUUCCAAUGGACAUAUACUGAUAGAGAAAUAUAUAUAUAUGGAUCAGGAGGAGUAUUUUGACGGUCAUAAGUGUCAAUUAAUUAGGUGUUAAUUCAUAGGAGCUAGCUAGUGUGUAUUUGAUGUCUUCCAAUAUUGGAGACAUCGAUGUAAUAAUCAUCCACCUGUUCUUUUUUUUCUAUACACUGUCAUAUUCAUUUUUCUCUUUUCAUCUCUUAUCCUUUUUAGUUUGAGAUCAAUAUUUUCCAUGUAUA